AUGAAUGCUAAUGGUUUUUUCUUUUUCAAGUUUGCUGAUAAAGACGGGAUGACGAAUGUCCUGAAAGAAGGACCAUGGAUUAUUCGAGGUCAGCCUAUAUUUCUUAAUAUUUGGUCUCCCAUCUCGAAACUGGAAAAGAAGGUGGUUAAGAAAUUGCAACUAUGGGUCAAAAUCCAUGAUGUUCCGAUUGCUGCGUAUACUGAGGAUGGAUUGAGUAUGAUAGCUACGGCUAUUGGUGAUCCGAAGAUGUUGGACUCGUACACCUCGUCCAUGUGUAUGGAUACUUGGGGAAGGAGUAGCUAUGCUAGAGCGUUAGUAGAAAUCUCAGCUAAAAAUGAAUUAAAGGAGGAGAUAGUUAUAGCGGUUCCUGACCUUGAAGGUGAAGGUUUUGUCAAACAGAAACUGUAUGUGGAGUAUGAAUGGAGUCCUUAUAGGUGUGCUCAUUGUAAAGUGUUUGGGCAUUCUGAUGCUACAUGCCCGAGGCAGACUACGAGGGAUCCUAAGGAGCCGGUCAACAACCAGAAACAUUAUGAAGGGAAUAAUAGACAACAAGUGAAUCAGCCGGUAGUAGACAAGGAUGGGUUUAUGGAUGUGGUUCGCAAGAAAGCGACCAGGAAGGCAGGUUUUCCUUUAAACAAGCAGAAACAGAAGUUCGAGUAUAGGCCGAUUGGACCUAAACCUAAUGGGGGGACCAAUACAUCGGCUCAGCAAUCGAAUAUUUUAUCUAAGAACUCCUUCGGUGUUUUACGGGAUAAGGGUCUUCAUAUGGGUCAGACUAGUAGUGGGGCUCAUAAUGAUCAGCAAGACUCGGAUGAUGAGGAGGUCACAGAAGUAUACAAUGAAACAAAUAGAUUUAUGACCUCGUCUUCUGCGAGAGUAGGAGCAAGCACAUCUUCCUCAAAAUCACUUAAUGGAUAG
Molecule: messenger RNA, 918 nt
Organism: Helianthus annuus (common sunflower)
Lineage: Eukaryota; Viridiplantae; Streptophyta; Magnoliopsida; Asterales; Asteraceae
Exons: 1
Coding region: 1-918 (305 amino acids)
Source: RefSeq, a predicted model, not a curated record